UGAGGCGAGGUGACCCCUGCCCUGUUCCAGAGGUGAGGCGAGGUCAGAUGAGCUCUGUCCCGUCCAGCCCUGUGAAGAACCCGCACACGACGAGCAGCUGCCCGAGCCCCGCACCUCCGGGCAGCACAGAGCAUCGUGGGCCAUGCCGGAGGCAUCCCUGGGGCAGCCAUGGCCAUGCCAUGAGCUUUGCAUGAAAGCCGGUUUGGUUUCCAGGAUUUUCCAACUGCUCCUGUCUCCGGCACGGUCCUCAUUGCCACCUUCGACCUCGGGUGGCACCUGUGGGAAGUGUGCCUGGAACGGGGCCUUUGCUGCUGUACAUGCAGACCAGGAAGGACAGAAUGCUGUGCUGGGCUUGUCUCGAGGUGUGGUGGGAGUUCCUUGAAGCUGUGGACUCGUGGGUUAUCACACAACCCGCUGGCACUGAAUCAAAAGCAUGUUUAGUAAAGAAAGCACGUCAGUUUUGACAUCAACAUGUGAACCAUUUCAUACAGAGCCUCAGGUAUAUUCAUGCCAGAGGGCAGAAGUGCUUGCUGGUGUGCUCCUCCACCAUGUACCUCAUCUUGGAACCCAGAUGGAACUUUUUAGAAUAAGCUGGAGAGUGUGAAAAGCUUUCUCUUUAUGCAGAGCCAGUGCUACCCUGGCCAGUACCUUUCUGGACAUAGGCUGUUACUCUUUCACUAUCUUUGGCCGUCUGUAAUGGUCUACAGCAGUUUCUGGGCCAUGUGAUCUUUGACUGUACUAUUUAAUUUUUGAGACUUCUGCCUUUGGAGCUCCCAGACUGCUUCAACAUGGAAGUGAACGGGAUCCUUUAGGAACCGUCAGGUUUUUCAUUGCAUUGGGUCACAAAACUUCUUGUUGCUAUGUGUAUCAAGAGUCAAAAAGCUCCUUUCAGUGACUGGGAUGGGACUUCAAACUCACUGUGAAAUUCAGCAAGAAUUGAGGUGUUUUGUGGCCACCAAAAAAGGAAUGGUAGAGCUCUUAAGUGGUUCUGCUGGAAAAUUUUAGUCAGAAUGAUGUUGCAAAAUUGAUUAUUUCAUCUCUGUUAGAUUGAUUUUUAUCUCCUGACAUGCAAGGUAUCUGUGGCAGUCUAGUUUCAGUUGCCCAUAAGAGCUCUGCCUUUUGGGUGUUCAGGAGAGGGUUCUCAUUACAGUGUUCAUUCCAGUGUUUGACCACUGGAGAGGUUGAUGCACUAGGACUUUAAUUGGCUUUUAAAAGGCUUUUCAUGAUUUUUGUAACUAAUUUGCUGAGGCUUGUUUGAAGGUUUGAGGCUUGGUGGGUUCUAAAGUAAAUAUGUAGAAAUUGAACCUAAUUCUAAGCUGGUGCUGGUAGCAGUUUCUUUCUCAGAGCUGUUUCCAUGCUCUGCUGAAUCCAAUUGUGUGUAGGUUUCAGUUCAGUGCUAGAUGUGACUUCUGUGCAUUCAGUGAGCCUCAGUGGAUAGACAAGAGUCUCUCUUCUCUCCUGUAAAUGACAAAUGUCUGCAUUGUCUCAUGGCAAGGGCACUUCACAACUUUAAAAAGUCUGCUGCAAGGAACCACCUCCUUCAGAUUGUUUUGAUCCUGCCUUCUCUGAGCUCCAUUUGAUGUGCUCUUGUGUGGUGAAGGACAGUGAGAAUUUCGGUUUUCUCCAUCCUAAGCCACACUUGACUUUAUUACCUGUGAUGUCUCUUCCAAAUCGAGGAAUCUUUCCUUGCUUAGGUCUUCCUUUUCAGAAGAUUUUGAUGCUUUUGAUCACCUCUGCGACACUUGCAGUUCUGUUCCCUCCCCACUUAGAGGAGAAGUACCAGAUGUGCACAUAGCGCUCCAGACGAUGGUGCUCUGGGGACUUACGUGGUGGCACAGUGCUGUUCUUUUGGGAUGUCUGUUCGUUCUUCCUAAACUGUUAAUUACAGCUGCCUCUCCUCAGCGGUGCCUUGUUCGGACACAGAGGGUUUAGGCUGUUUCCUCAGGGUGGCCUGGGCUGGAAUCCUUCAUCUGCCAGCACUGGAGUGUGUCUGCAGUGUGCGUGUGAAGGGUGGAGUACCCAUGUGUACCCCUUUUUCGAAGCUCCCAUUAUGGGUUUUUCAGCAUCUGCUCCAGUUCUGCUUGUGCCCCGUGUGCUCUGUGACUUGCCCUGUAUAAUGAUUGUCUUUUUGCUGCCCUUCAGCAUCCACAUCCAUCCUGCUGCACCUGCCCUGCCAAACCAGGACUUCCCAGUUGGUGAAAGUCUGGUGGGGGAAGAGGAGGCUGCAGGUGGCUCUCAGGGGAGGGCAGAGAAGCAUGUCUUCUGCUCAGGGCCACUCUGCAGAGCUUGGUGGCUGCAAUAUUUGGGGGUCUCCAGCCCUGUGGGGCCAUUUGAGCCGUGUCUCCAUACCCAGAGAACUGGGGCUGCCUUGCUGGAAGUCAUUGCUGAAGCUGGGUUGGCCACUUCUUGAUUUGUGGUGGUACUAGUGGUGAGCUGGUGACCUGAAGUUCUUGUAGCAUCAGGAGCUGGUGCGUGGUAGUUAAUCACUAGAUUUUGUAGGUUUGUGCCAUAGGUCUUAGUGAUACCAAAGUAGAAGUAUGCUAUGUUUUAGGAUAAGUGAGUUUAAAAUUAAUUCCACCUGACUGAGAUUUUUUUAAAGAUACAGUUGGAUGGAAAACAGGAGAGAGUAACACUUAAAAUGAGCAAUUGUUAGCGAAAUCAGCUUGUCUGAGUCUCCUGUUGCACAUGCUGUGGUGUGCAUUCUUAGAGCAUUUUCAAUGAAUUCAAGCUUUUCUAAACUGUUGUGGUGUUGUGUAAUUUGGACAUUGUUGAGCACGUCUGUGUGAUCUGGUGCAAGCAGGCACACACUCACCUGGUCUCUGUUCCACCUCACUUUGUGUCCUUUCAAAUGAAGAUGAUGCUCUUUCUGCUGUAAGAAUUUUUAAUUCUUCCAGAUCAUAAACUGCCAAACAGAUUUGUGGGGACUUCAAGAGUUAUGCUUGCUGUCCAUCCAGUUGCAAGGUUUUAUUUUUGUUUGUGUGAUUUAUAUAAAGCAAGCCUGGGUACAAGCCAUCCUCCUUGCCAGUAUCCCAGGAUCCCACCCCUUUAUGUAGACUAGUAAAUAUUUUCAAGAUCCUUUUGAUCUUUGUCACUGCUAAAUGUUGGAUAAAAAGGAGUUUAUGCCAAUGAACUUUGUUCAUCCUUAUAAAGAAUGACAGUGACAGUAUCACUGCAAAUGCUGCAUCACACAGAAUAAGGAAAAACAUAUUUACUUAAAUAAUUCAUAAGCUGUUUAAUAGCAUCUGUAAGUAUUUGUGCAUUUUGGAAGAUAAAUAUUCUCAAGCAUUUCUGUUUUCUAGUUUAGUGUCUGUACUACAAAAAUACCUGGGAAUUCAGUCAGGGUUCAGUUUUAUAACAGGUGCUGGGCAGUGUAGGCACCCCCAGACUAAUGAGAUGCUGAUUACAAACAAAGCACUUGCACUGGCAGUAGUUUCACUUCUGUGCUGGUACUGCCCAGAGCUGUGUCAGGAUUUGCUUUCAUGUGUUGUAACUUAAUGUGAGUAUCUUGGGAUGGGGAGAUGAGUAACACUCUCUUUCUGAAACAGGCCAUGAUUCUUGCUGGUCAUAGAUGUCUUUUCCAAAGGUGUUGAUCUGGUGCAGGUACCAGUUCUCUUUUUAAAUACGACCUUUGCUCUUUCAUUGUAAGCUUCUAACAAAAACUGAACUCAUCAUGUUUUUCUCUCUAAAAAAAUAAUUCACACAAGGUCAAGUGGGCGUAGUAGAUGACAACUCAGAAAGGCACAGAACAAAAGCUGGAUCAUAGGUUUCUGUGGUGUCAGAGGUUGAGGAGACUUCUGAUGUCUCUCCUUGAAGUUGGUGCUAAAGCAAAUGCUAAUGGCAGUUUGGCCAGCUGUGAACAGCAGCUGUGCUAAGGCAGCCUGGCAGGUAGGGAUUGAAGGAAUUGAUUUACCAGGAAAUAGUUGAAAGAACAAAAGGAGUGUGCCUUGACCAAAUGUUUGUGUGUAGGGAUUAUAAUAAUUCUGUGCAAACCCUGCAUUCCUGGAGGUUAAGUGGCAUAGGCAGAAGGAGAUAUUUUUGACUGUCCUGAGCUAAGUAAAGCUUUCUACUACCCACAGUGGACACAGAGGAGCGCCCUUUUCCUUUCGGAAAGCAGCUUUCUGCGUAUUUAAACACUGGCAUUUUGUCUCCUUGUAGCCUUCUCCUCCCCAGGCAAAAAAAAGCUCACUGAAUCCAGGCUUUCCCCCCAGGACAUAUUUUCUAAAUGUUCUCUGGACUGACUUACCUAUUUGCCAUAAAAUUAUUAAGGUCCAAGUAGUUGUUUUCAGUUUGUAUAUUUAAUUUGGAAGAAAGAUUUAUGUGCCCCAAAGCAUGUCUAUUAUUUCCAGCUAUUUCAAUUGGUCUAAUAAAAGAUAUUACCUCAUCUCACAAACCUUUAUCUCAUUUGGGGACUUACAUCAUCACAAAUAGAGCAGCACUGCUUUUACUGCCGGUGUGACAGACUCUGUGUCCUGUCCUCUUGGUGCUUCCUGUCACUCCCAGUUUGUGCCUCUCUCUGUCUGGUUUGUCCUGCAUUCUUGUGUGUGUUUCUGUCCCCAUGUGCUGAGCUUUGAAGCUGAGGAGAUGACUUUGUCAAGCUGCUUUCUUACCAUUCUUCUGCAACAGGAAGUGUGGAUGGAACACCAAGCUGAGGAGCUGAACAUUUUAUUGAAGGCCUGUGUGUAGACCCUGAUGCUUGAAUGAAUGAAGAAUGAAAAUGCUCCCUGGAGUGGGUGUGUUUGGAACUGGUAGUGCUGCCCGGGUCCUGGUACCCUUGCUGAGGGCAGAAGGCUUCUCCAUUGAGGCUCUUUGGGGGAAGACUGAAGAGGAAGCCAAACAGCUGGCAGAGGAAAUGAACAUCUCCUUCUACACGAGUCGGACUGACGAUGUCUUGCUGCAUCAGGACGUAGAUUUGGUUUGCAUCAACAUCCCUCCACCACUAACUCGGCAAAUCGCUGUGAAGGCUCUAGGGAUAGGGAAGAACGUGCUGUGUGAGAAAGCUGCUACCUCUGUGGAUGCCUUCAGGAUGGUCACAGCUGCCAGGUAUUACCCCAAGCUGAUGAGCAUCGUUGGCAAUGUUCUCCGCUUCCUGCCCGCCUUUGUGAAGAUGAAGCAGCUGAUAGAAGAGCACUACGUGGGCAACGUCAUCAUCUGCGACGUGCGAGUCUACGGGGGAAGCCUGCUCAGCCACCAGUACAACUGGAUCUGUGACGAGCUCAUGGGAGGGGGUGGGCUGCACACGAUGGGCACCUACAUCAUCGACCUCCUGACUCACCUCACCAGCAGGAGGGCAGAGAAGGUGCACGGUUUGCUCAAGACUUUUGUGAAGCAGAACACGGCCAUCAGCGGGAUCCGCCACGUCACCAGCGAUGACUUCUGCGUUUUCCAGAUGCUCAUGAGCGACGGUGUCUGUUGCACUGUGACUCUCAACUUCAACAUGCCCGGAUCGUUCAUCCAUGAGGUCAUGAUUGUGGGGUCUGCCGGUCGCCUCAUAGCUCGUGGGACAGACUUGUACGGGCAGAAGAACACUGCGCUCCAGGAAGAACUACUGUUUACAGACUCUCUGCCUGUCAACAAGGGCCUUCUGGAUAAGGGGUUUAAAGACAUCCCUCUGCUUUACCUGAAAGGAAUGGUGUACAUGGUGCAAGCCCUGCGGCAGUCUUUCCAAGACCAGGAAGACCGUCGGACAUGGGAUCAUAAACCUGUGUCUAUGGCAGCCUCUUUUGAGGAUGGUCUGUACAUGCAGAGUGUGGUAGAGGCCAUCAAGAAAUCAAGUAGGUCAGGUGAGUGGGAGACUGUGGAGGUGAUGAAUGAGGAACCAGAUGCCAACCAGAACCUCUGUGAGGCACUUCAAAGAAAUAACUUAUGAACUUUCCUACCUUGGAAAAUAGGACAAUAAACACUUCUGGCUGUAAUGUAAAAAAAAAAACCUGUUUUUAAGAUAUGUAGAUUCUUAUUUAAUAGCCUGAGUUCCUUGGUUUUUUUAAACAUGUAAAAUAUGUUCUGAUAGGAACAGUUCUGGUUUAAAUUGUUUAAAGAGUUUUAAAUGUUUCUGUUUUUUGCAAACAUUUAAUUUUUAUCUUGGAGACUGGUAGGAAAACUUGAAUUGCCCUUUGCACUUGCAGUAGCUGAAGUGAAUCGUGGGAUCUCUGCCAUUGUGUGGCUUGGAAAUGGGACACAACUCCCGUUGCACAGGUUGCUGAUUUAACCAUGAGAGCAUGUAGAGCAAGAUCAGGGAGUAUCUGUUGUUCAGAUGCCUUUUUCUUCUCUCUUGGAGACUGAUUUACGUUUUAAUCCUCAGUUUGUAAAAUUUUAUGAAAGAGUUUAGUGAUGUAACAGGUCUCUAAACUCCUAUAGGACAAAAAGUAGAAGGAAUGGAUUAAAGUUAGUAACAAAAGGAUCAGCCUUUUGGCUUCCUGUAAAUGUCUUUCAAAUUCAUUCAAACUGGUGUUUUAUUUAAAUGAUACUAUAAUUCUCUGUUGUUGGUGUCUUGGCAGGAAAAUCUUCAGGAAGUCUGUGAUGCAUUGAGCUAUUCUUCCAUAUCUGUAGACAUUAUUCCUUCUACUGAAGAGGCUGCCUGCAUCCAGCAGCUGUUUUUCCAUAAGCUCUGUGCCUGUCAGUUGUGUUUACUGCCUGGCAGCACCGGUGCGGUGCCUGUGGGGCCGCAUUCUCAUUUCUGUGACUGUUAAUAAAUAAAUGCCUCCCAGGGUCACGGGAUUGCCACAGUUUCGUGGGUAACAAAGUUGUACAGCAGUAACCUUUCAGGGACCUGAAAGUGGAAGGAAGGAGGUAUUUCCUACCUCUUGCAGCUCUCUUAACCCGUUGGCUGGGUAACUGUCACACUACACGCAUCCUGAUAGUUGAGAGAACAGAGACUGAACUGCCAUGGGUAAAUGUGCUCCUGAUCUCAAACACUGGCUAUUAACCCUCUGGCCCAGCCCACCCUCACGCUCUCCUGUAGCUGGUGUCCAGUGGAGAGAUUUUUUGGCAGAUGAUGGGGUGGAAGUUCAUUCCUUUUGAGAAAUGUUUCUCUCUGAGGCAGGUAUGUGGAAAGGAUAGUCUAAUUUUACUACAUUUGUUUUGUGUACUUGAAAGCUUUUUUUUAAAUGUAUUUCCCACUAAAUUGUAACCCUGUGUAUUUAUGUAUAUUAACAUGCACGCUGCUGUUUCAUAAGCUGGACCUUCCUGAAAAGUACCAUGUUUUCUACAGAAAUAAAAAGUUGUGUUUGAUGAGGGAA
This is a messenger RNA of Corvus hawaiiensis (hawaiian crow), 7235 nucleotides long. RefSeq names its product glucose-fructose oxidoreductase domain containing 2 (gene GFOD2). Lineage: Eukaryota; Metazoa; Chordata; Aves; Passeriformes; Corvidae. The coding region runs from base 4709 to 5866 and encodes 385 amino acids. Gene Ontology annotation, biological process: extracellular matrix organization. Gene Ontology annotation, molecular function: nucleotide binding. The transcript is spliced from 3 exons. Gene Ontology annotation, cellular component: extracellular matrix. The record is from RefSeq and is a predicted model, not a curated record.